CUGGUUUGUUUUGACGUUUACGGUUUACUAUUGAUUUUUAAAAAUAGUGUGGUUUAAAAAUAAUUGGAAAGUUCAUUUAAUGUGAUAUUACCUGACUCAGUCCAUAACAAUGCAUCCCCAAUACAUGCCCCAACAACAAUACACAGGACCUCCACAGAACUUUGCAAAUCAAGGGCCACCGCCUGGACAACCGGGAUUUCAAAAUGUACCCCUAGAGCCCUCAAAACCAAACAUUCCAGGACAAAUGCCCCCAACAUCAAGCAACGGAAUACCCCCACAAAGUCAACAAUUUCCUCCAAAUGUUGGCCCUCCAGGAGGAUUUAGACAAAUACCUUCGAAUCAGUUGCCUCCUGGUGGCGAUCAAAGACCACCAUCGAGACCACCCUCAAAUCAGUUUGCACCCCCACCGAACAUAAAACCAGGAGAACCAGGCCCACCUGGUGGACAACCACAGUUUCAAAAUGGUUCAAGCGGACAACAGUUUCAAAACGGUCUCAGUUUUGGCAUGCCACCAGGUCCAAAUCAACCAACUUUAAAUAAAAAUCCUAUGGGUCAACCUGCCAUGCCAGGUCAACCUCCCAUGCAAGGGCAGCCUCCAAUGAUGAGACAGCCACCAAUGCAAGGUCAGCCUUCCAUGUCUGGUCAACCUCCCAUGGCCGGUCAACCUCCCAUGGCAGGUCAACCACCCAUGCCGGGUCAACCUCCUAUACCAGGUCAACCUCCAAAUCAAACUCAUCCUCCUAUGACUGGUCAACCACCAAUGCAAAAUCAGCCUCCCACUGUAGGUGAAAGGCAUUCCCCAAUGGCAGGUCAACCCCCCAUGCAAAAACCCCCCACUUCAGGACAAGGGCAACCUCCCAUGCCUGGUCAACCACCAAUGCAAAAUCAACUCCCUCCACCAGGACAGGGACCACCACCAGGUCAAAACCAACCACCAAAUCCCGGAGGUUUUGGUAUGGGUCAACCUCCAGCGUCGACGCCUGGAUCUUUUGGUCAGCCAAUAAACUCCGGCCCUGGAGGCUUUAGUGCGCCACCCAUGUCAAGGCCUGGUCAACCUCCGGCCCCAGGACAAAACCCUCUCAUGCAAAAGAACCGUUUUCCUCCUAUGCCCGGUCCAAAUCAACCUCCAAUGCCCGCUCAAAAUAUGCCUCCUAUGCCCAGUCCAAAUCAACCUCCAAUGCCCGGUCAAAAUAUGCCUCCUAUGCCCGGCCCAAAUCAACCGCCAAUGCCUGGUCAAAGUAUGCCUCCCAUGCCUGGGCAACCUCCCAUGUCAAGACAGCCUCCCAUGCCUGGGCAACCUCCUCUUCCUGGUCAACAAUAUCCUGGUCAACAGUUCCCAGGUCAGCAACCUCCCAUGCCAGCCCAAUACAAUCAACUAAACAGUCAGAUGCAAAAUAUGAAUCUUUCCAACAGACAGCAAUACCCAGGUCAAAUGAGAAACGGCGAAAGCCCACACAUGCCCCCACCAAUGGGCCAGCAACAAUACAAUGGACAGCAAAUGAGAAGUCCCCAGCAACCUGGGUAUCCGCCGAUGCCUGGUCAAGGAGGUCCCGGAGGUUAUAACCAGCCUGGUUAUCCUCAACAACAACCUCAAGAGCCACAAAGGAGAUUAGACCCUGAUCACAUGCCUAAUCCUAUUCAAGUUACUCAAGAUGACCAACAAAAUAGAUCUGGAGUUUUUGUCACAAACCAAAAAGGGUUGGCCCCUCCACUAGUAACCACAAAUUUCGUGGUUCAAGAUCAAGGAAACGCAAGUCCACGUUUCAUGAGGUCCACAAUGUACAACGUGCCAAUAUCACAGGAUAUAGUUAAGAACACUGCAGUGCCCUUCAGCUUAGUUAUAAGCCCCAUGGCAAGAACGGUAGAUCAAGAAUAUCCUCCGCCAAUUGUAAAUUUCGGCGAAUUGGGUCCCGUAAGGUGCAUAAGAUGCAAAGCUUACAUGUGUCCGUUUAUGCAGUUUAUCGAUUCGGGAAGGAGAUUCCAAUGUUUGUUCUGCAAAGCUACCACAGAUGUUCCUCAAGAAUACUUUCAACACUUGGACCAUACUGGUCAGAGAAUGGACCGCUAUGAACGUCCGGAAUUGGUUUUGGGAACGUACGAAUUUGUGGCCACCGCGGAUUAUUGCAGGAACAACACGUUACCGAAACCUCCUGCGAUUAUUUUCGUAAUCGACGUAUCUUAUAACAACAUCAAAUCUGGUCUGGUAAAUUUGCUGUGCUCCCAAAUAAAGGACAUCAUACAGAACUUGCCUGUCGAUCAAGGACACGAGAAGAGCAACAUGCGCGUCGGUUUCAUUACUUACAACAGCUCCGUGCAUUUUUAUAACAUUAAGGGUACUUUGGCUGCUCCUCAAAUGAUGGUUGUGGGCGAUACACAAGAAAUGUUCAUGCCUUUGUUGGAUGGGUUUUUGUGCACUCCCGAGGAAUCGGAGGCUGUAAUUGACGCUCUCAUGCAACAAAUUCCUGCAAUGUUCGCCGAUACUAGAGAAACUGAAACUGUCUUGUUGCCCGCUAUUUUGGCAGGUUUGGAAGCUCUUAAGGCAUCUGAAUGCACUGGCAAGCUUCAAGUGUUCCACUCGACGCUGCCUUCGGCCGAAGCUCCUGGAAAACUUAAAAACCGCGAGGACAGGAAACUGUUGGGCACCGACAAGGAAAGAACGGUGUUGACCCCGCAAAAUCAAGCGUACAAUCAAUUGGGACAGGAUUGCGUCGGAGCCGGUUGCUGCGUGGAUCUGUACAUAUUCAAUAAUUCCUACAUCGACAUCGCCACCAUUGGACAAGUUUCGCGGUUGACUGGCGGAGAAGUUUUCAAAUACACGUAUUUCCAGUCUGACAUAGACGGAGAGAGGGUGAUUAAAGAUAUCGUUACAAACAUAAGCAGACCAAUCGCUUUCGACGCGAUCAUGCGUGUGAGAACGUCGACGGGAGUGCGUCCGACGGAUUUCUUCGGUCACUUUUACAUGUCCAACACAACCGACAUGGAGUUGGCAGCUAUUGACUGUGAUAAGGCCGUCGCCGUGGAGAUCAAGCACGACGACAAGCUGUCGGAAGAGGAAGGCGUCUACAUCCAGGCCGCCUUGCUGUUCACCUCGUGCUCCGGCCAGCGCCGGCUGCGCAUCGUCAACUUGUCGCUGAAGACGUGCUCGCAGAUGGCCGACCUGUACCGCAGCUGCGACCUGGACACGAUCAUGAACUACAUCGGCAAACAGGCCGCUUACCGUUUGCUCGACAACAAUCCCAAGUCGGUGAAGGACGCGGUCGUCAACCGCGCCGCUCAAAUUUUGGCCACGUACAGGAAGAACUGCGCCACUCCCAGCAGUGCAGGUCAAUUAAUCCUUCCCGAGUGCAUGAAACUGCUGCCUUUGUACGUGAACUGUCUGCUGAAGAACGACGCGAUAUGCGGCGGAGCCGACAUGACAAUCGACGACCGUUCGUUCGUUAUGCAGGCGUUCAUGACCAUGGACGUGCAGACGUCGGUGCACUACCUCUACCCCAGGCUCAUACCCAUCCACGACGUGGUGCCUUCCGAGGACGUGCAAGUGCCGGCGCAGAUCAGGUGUUCCGUCGAGAAGCUGAGCGACCAGGGAGUUUAUAUCUUAGAAAAUGGUAUUCAUAUGUUCCUCUGGAUUGGUCUGGGUGCAAGUCCAGAAUUCUGCCAAAAUGUGUUCGGAGCUCCGUCAGCUAUUCAAAUUGAUUUAGAUAGAAUAUCACUACCCGAAUUAGAUAAUCCAUUAUCUCUAGCUGUAAGAACUAUUAUCGAAGAAAUUAGAAUACAGAAGCAUCGUUGUAUGAGGUUGACUUUAGUGAGACAAAGGGAGAAGUUGGAACCGGUAUUCAAGCACUUCUUGAUCGAAGAUCGCGGAAAUGAUGGAUCUGCAAGUUACGUCGACUUCUUGUGUCACAUGCAUAAAGAAAUAAGAUCGAUAUUAAGCUAGCAAAAGUCAUAGUUUUAGGUUCAACCGAACGAAAAAGUAAUUUGUACUCAGAAUUUUCUAUUAUAGUAUGUCAUUAAGAAAUAUAUAUUUUAUCAAACUUUUUUGUUGAAUUUACUAUUUGCAAAUCCAUAUUAUGAGACUUAUUAACAUUUUUCGUACAAAUUUCGGAACAGCAUUGUUAAUCAGGAUGUGGAUUUGUGACUUUAUUGCAAUUAUAUUAUUUUUUGUAUCUAUAUUUUAUCGGUGCCCAUACAAAAUGGUUAUUAUGUAUUAUAUAAAAAACUAAUAAAUAGAUGUAAGAAUU
This is a messenger RNA of Brassicogethes aeneus, 4238 nucleotides long. NCBI's taxonomy places the organism in Eukaryota, Metazoa, Arthropoda, Insecta, Coleoptera, Nitidulidae. The record is from the annotation of a GenBank genome assembly.